UCAUCAUCAGAACAGGAGCGGAGGCAGACAUGAGACAUUUAGCACAGAAAUGUACAGGAGGCACAUACCGUUUUAUGCUACACACAGAUAACACCACUACCGGAUCCAGUUUAUAGCCAACCCGUUAACCGUUGGAAUCUCCACCAAGCGAUCCGUCCAUGCGAAGCCUAGCCUUGCUUCUAGUUCCGUGUGUUGUCGCGGUAGUGGUGCACUUCUGGUUGUGGACAAACAGAGCGACCAUCUCGUUGGAGAAAGAUUCUGAUGAGGACUCUGCAGCAUCUCCCUGUGUUGAGGUGCUGGUGGGGGUGUUAUCUGCCAGACAUCACUAUGAUCUCAGACAGGCUAUAAGAGAGACAUGGUUGGGAUACCUCCGGGACCAUACACACUACCAACGCAGGGUGCAGGUGAAGUUUAUCAUUGGGAAACAUGGCUGUCCCAUUCCAGAGGAGGACAGAGAGGAUCCCUACUCAUGUUCCCUCUUGAACCUCACAGACCCAGCUCCAGGACAGGAUAAGGAGAUGGAGCUGGUGGAGGUGUCUGACCCGUCUGUCCUUGUCCCUGGGGAGGUCUCCUCUGUGGCCCUGGACUUUAAGGUCCUCCACCCCCUAGUCAUCACCAGGUUGGGGGUGUUCCCUACUGGACCUCACAUGGAGAUAGAGGGGAAUGUCACCGUCAGGCUGCUGCAGCUGGAACAACAGGAGGCAGUGGUGACGGCCUGCUUCAGCCCACUCAGUCCUGGGACAAGUCUGAACGGUGUGUGGCACAAACCAGUGGAGUGGUUCAUUCUGCCCAAGGGCUUUGAGGGGACUCUGGUCUGGGAGAGUCCUGACUUAGCUGGUCUGACUACGGUCAACACAUCCCGGGUGAAGCUGAACAACGGGGGAGGAGUCCUCAAGUUUUCCUCUAUCGAUGAGGGGACGUUGCCUCACAGGAGUGCUCUGGGCUUCCCAGGGUUGGCUGGAGGGUUCACCUUCAGAAUCCAUGACACGGCCUCCCUGUGGGAGGUGCUGCAUGGCCGACAGGGGCGGAUCCAGAGUCAUGGCACCAGACUGCAGAUGGAGGACAGGUCUCUGGAGCAGGAGGGUCUGCGUUAUGGAGACAUAGUGUUUGUGGAUGUAGUAGAUACAUACAGGAAUGUGCCUUCUAAACUACUGCAGUUCUACAAGUGGUCGGUGGGAAACGCUGCGUUUGAUCUGCUCCUGAAGACAGAUGAUGAUUGUUAUAUUGACGUGGACAAGGUUUUAAUGAAGAUCGACCACAAGGGCCUGAAGAGACACAACUUCUGGUGGGGAAAUUUCCGUCAGAGCUGGGCGGUGGACCGCAUUGGGAAGUGGCAGGAGCUAGAAUACGCCAGUCCAGCCUACCCGGCCUUCGCCUGCGGCUCGGGUUACGUGGCCUCCAGGGACCUCGUCCAAUGGCUGGCCAGCAAUGCAGAGCAACUCAAGGCCUACCAGGGGGAAGAUGUGAGCAUGGGGAUCUGGAUGGCUGCUGUUGGACCACAGAAAUACCAGGAUGCAGGCUGGCUGUGUGAGAAGGACUGCUACCAGGACAUGCUGUCGUCGCCCCAACACUCCCCCGAGGAGCUCCGCUCGCUCUGGGCUAGGAAGAGGGCCUGCGGGGACCCCUGUGGAUGUCCCUGGGGACACAGCUAACGUUAGAUAACAGUCUGGGCAGGUAUUUAGCUAACAGUCUGGGCAGGUAUUUAGCUAACAGUCUGGGCAGGUAGUUGGCUAACAGUCUGGGCAGGUAGUUGGCUAAUAGUCUGGGCAGGUAGUUGGCUAACAGUCUGGGCAGGUAGUUGGCUAACAGUCUGGGCAGGUAGUUGGCUAACAGUCUGGGCAGGUAGUUGGCUAACAGUCUGGGCAGGUAGUUGGCUAACAGUCUGGGCAGGUAGUUGGCUAACAGUCUGGGCAGGUAGUUGGCUAACAGUCUGGGCAGGUAGUUGGCUAACAGUCUGGGCAGGUAGUUGGCUAACAGUCUGGGCAGGUAGUUGGCUAACAGUCUGGGCAGGUAGUAACCUGUUCACUGCAAACAAGAGCCUUGUUGAACACAACUCUAGGUAUCAUCGUCUCAGUAGGAUUGCUGAUCUAGGAACAGGUCCCUCCUGUCCUUGUUAACUUAUUAAUUAUGAUCUAAAAGGCUAAGCUGAUCCUAGACCAGCACUCCGAGACGCUUGACACAUACAGCCCUAGGUCUCUACAGUGUACAAAACAUUAGGAACACCUUCCUAAUAUUGAGUUGCACCUGUUCAAAAGCACUUAAAUAUUUUGUCUUGCCCAUUCACCCUCUGAAUUGCACACAUACGCAAUCCAUGUCUCUCAAGGCUAAAAAAAUCCUUCUUUAACCUGUCUCCUCUCCUUCAUCUACACUGAUUGAAGUGGAUUUAACAAGUGACAUCAAUAAGGGAUCAUAGCUUUCACCUGGUUUAGCCUGUCAAGGUAAGAGCAGGUAUUCCUAAUGUUUUGUACACUGAGGACUUCAGUGAUUGACGGGGACAAUGGAUACUGGUUUCUGAACAGUGACAUUUCCUGUCAAAAGGCAGGAUGCCGGGGUAACCAAACAUAAAGUGCUGAAUGAUGUGGGAGAGACAUGGAUGACCAUGUUACGGUUCAUUCUACUGGUGUUAUUUAGUAAAUUAUUCUCCCAAGCUAC
Molecule: messenger RNA, 2652 nt
Organism: Oncorhynchus kisutch (coho salmon)
Lineage: Eukaryota; Metazoa; Chordata; Actinopteri; Salmoniformes; Salmonidae
Gene: b3galnt2
Product: beta-1,3-N-acetylgalactosaminyltransferase 2
Exons: 12
Coding region: 159-1652 (497 amino acids)
Biological process (GO): protein O-linked glycosylation
Cellular component (GO): Golgi membrane
Molecular function (GO): UDP-glycosyltransferase activity; hexosyltransferase activity
Source: RefSeq, a predicted model, not a curated record